GCGAUUCACAACUCUUCACACUGCAACACGUUUUCCGGUUUAGCUAAAAAUACUUUAUCGAAGGAAAUAAACAACUAAAACAAGAAUCCACGGGCCAUAGAAUAGCAAACAUGGUGAAAGCAAAGAUACGUAGUAAGAAGAAGGACUAUGUGAACAAGGCGAAUCAUAGUAUGAACCCUGAUCGUGCCAAGGGAGAAGGUGGUAACAACAUGAGAACCAAAGCUACAAUAAAAAGGCUCCAUAUGUACAAGAACUUCAAGGCAAAAAGAGAUAAGCAUGGGCAAAUUAUAAAGGCAGCACCAUUCCAGAACACACUGUCAUCAGGCACUGUUGCUAGAGUGGAGCCCAACAGGAAAUGGUUUGGUAAUACUCGAGUCGUCACACAGAACGCCCUUCAGACUUUUCAAGAGGAAAUGGGCAAAGUGAAAAGUGACCCGUACAAAGUAAUAAUGAAGCAGACACAAUUGCCAAUAUCUCUACUGAAUGAAUCGGCAAAACAUGCCAGAGUCCACCUCCUGGAUACUGAGUCAUUUGACAACACAUUUGGGCCAAAGUCCCAUAGGAAGAAGCCAAACCUCAAAGCAUCGGAUAUGGAGAGCCUGGCUAACUUAGUAGCAGAAUCAAAUGCUAAAUACAAUGUUGAUGGAGAUAAUGACCUAGUGACUGAGGACCUUGGAUAUAAGAUUGAAGCGCAAGAUUGGAUGUAUAAGGCUGGCCAGUCCAAGAGAAUCUGGAAUGAACUUUACAAGGUUAUCGACUCGUCAGAUGUAAUCAUACAAGUGCUGGAUGCCAGGGAUCCUAUGGGAACUAGGUGCAAGCAGGUGGAGAAUUACUUGAAGAAAGAGAAGUCUUUCAAACACCUUAUCUUUGUGCUGAAUAAGUGUGACUUGGUCCCUGUAUGGGUUACACAAAAGUGGGUUGCUCUGUUAUCAAAGGAGGUUCCAACUCUUGCCUUCCAUGCCAGCUUGACCAACCCAUUUGGCAAAGGUGCACUCAUACAACUACUUAGACAAUUUUCAAAGCUUCAAACAGACAAGAAACAAAUCAGUGUAGGAUUCAUUGGCUACCCAAAUGUGGGUAAAAGCUCUGUGAUCAACACGCUCAGGAAGAAGAAAGUCUGCCUAGUUGCCCCCAUAGCAGGACAGACCAAGGUUUGGCAGUACAUUACCCUGAUGAAACGUAUAUUCCUCAUAGAUUGUCCAGGAGUAGUUUAUCCUGCUGGAGACACAGAGACGGACAUUGUGCUUAAAGGCGUUGUGAGAGUGGAGAAUCUCAAGAUGCCAGAGGAGCACAUUGCUGAGGUCCUGGCACGUGUCAAGCCAGAAUAUGUCUUAAAAACAUAUGGCAUUACAGGAUGGAAGGACUCCGAUGAAUUCUUAGAACAGAUUGCUAAUAAAACAGGCAAACUGUUGAAAGGAGGACAGCCAGACCUAAACACUGUGGCGAAGAUGGUGCUGAAUGAUUGGCAGAGAGGCAAGAUUCCGUACUAUGUCAGACCCCCAGAUUCUGAAGAAACCAAAGAGGAGAGAGAAGAACGUGAGGGAAAAUUACAGAAAAAAGCAGAUGGUAAAACAGAUAACAAAGCUAACCAAUCAAAAGAUUCAAAAAAGAACAAACCCUCACAGAUUCAACAGGAUUUUAAUCGAAUCAGAGUUGAGCCGAAAUAUGAAGGAGAAGAUGCCAGAAAAGCAGAUCAGGUCAAAGUUAAAGCUACAGAUAAAAGUUUUGAAGUAGAACAUGAAGAUAUUGAUGAGGAUGAAGAUGAUGCUAGUGAUUAUGAAGCCAGUGAUGAUGACACUGAAGAUCAGGAUAUUGAAGUGAAUCGAAGUGAUGAAAAUAGUGAUGAAGAUAAUGAAUUAACAGCAAAGGAUGAACUUGAUUACAUUGAAAAUGAUGAGGUAAAUGAGGAAGAUAGUCAUGGCAGUGAUGAUUCUGAUGAUGAACUUGAAGAAAUGUUGGAUUCGCUUGUUGAUAGUAAAACAGAACAUUUAAAUGUGACUGUAGAAACUGUUGAUUUAGUUUCCCCUAAGGGUAAGAAAAGCAAACCUAAAGUACUUACCCCUUUCAAACAGCCUGAUGCUACCAUAUCUGAGAGUAAGGAUGGGUCAUUCCACGAGGCAAAGGUUAACAAAUACAAGAUGGGGGGUACCAAAAGUCCAUUUGUUAUGUUUGCACAGGGCAUCAGAAGUCCACCUCCUGGCAACCAUCAAGGUGGUUUUGCUGAGUAUUCUGUGAAUGAUACUCCAGAGUUGAUGUCAGUUGAAAUGACACCACAAAAUGACACUUUGACACCAAGCUCCAGCAAUGCAGCAAGUAAAGCUAACAAAAAAGCUAAGAGGAAGUUAAUUGCUGACGAAGAAGAGAAAACUAAGAAGUCACCUAAACUUAACUCCAAACAGAAACGAAAACUUGAACGUGAAGGGAAGAAUAAGAAGAUUGGCAAACAUUUCUACGAAUCAGCAAAUGUGAAGAAUCGACGCAAUCGCUGAUGAAAAAAAUAUUUUAAUAUUUUGGAGGAAUUUGGAGUUUUGUGUAUGAUAGUCAAUAUAAAGUAAAAAUAUUGCAGAAAACAAACCUCAAUAAACAUAAAGGAAAUUAAAGAACACUCAAUGUGUAGAAAUUAAAUAAAAGAACACUCAUGAUUCAAAGAGGAAAUUAGGGAACACUUGUUAUUCAGAAAUGAAAUGUAAGAUUAAGAACAUUCAAGGUAGAGAAUGCAAAUAAAAGACCACUGACUGUACAGAAAGAAAAUUAUAGCAAACCCAAUUAGAGUAGGAACAAUUAGAUAACCCAAACUGUUCAGAAGACUUUUACAGGCCACUACUACCAAAAUAUUUAUUUAUACUGUAUAUUAUAAUGAUUGUUCAUCUGUCAGUAUGUUUGUCCAAGCAAUAACUUUAAUACCAAUUCAUAGGUUUGGUUCAACGUUUAAAGGUUGAUACCUUAUGGGCAUAGGACCUCUGCUGAAUAUUAAAUGGCCGCCAUUUUUUAUGUCCCUACCACAUAGUGUAGGGCCAUAUUGUCAGCCAAGGUGAGUCUCUGUCCAAGUCCAUCCAUCUGUCUGUACAUGUGACAGUUUUCUGCUACAGGUAUCUGAUAUCACCCUCAACCCUCAAAUGUUUAGGGUGUACAUACAUAUGCAGUAGAAAAAUUGGGUUAAUCAGAAAUUUUUAGAGAUGUUUCUUGGUAUGAAACUUUACAACGCAUUAGUUCUUGGACAUUCUAGGUAAAUGUAAGGUACCCAUUUUGGACUUCCUAUCCUAAAAUUUAAGAUCGUCUCCAUGUUUCCAAGCCAAACCAUAAUGGAUUGCUCUGAAAUUCAUAGGGAUGUUUCCUGUUAUAAAACUUAACAACUGAUGAUGUUGCCAUGGUGCAACCCCUAGUUUGAAUCCAUUGAUUUCUUAUAUCAUGAAUGACCUGAAACAUAAACUCUUGGCUCCUAACAGUAAAAAUAAAUGGUUCAGAUGUUUCCCUUUUAAUAAAAGACUCAUAGAUAUUUCAGAGUAGAUCAUAUAAUUUUUUGCACUUUUUAUUCUAGUCUUGAAAAAUUUCGCAACCUAAUGCAGGCAUUUGCAAUAAUUUGAGAUCUUUGCAAAGUUAGGCUACAAUUAAUAUACGAAAUCAAGGUGUUCUUGAAAAGAUCAUCUCUCUUAUUUGUUCCUUGGAAUUUUUAGUUUGGCAGUAGGGAAAUGUACAUACUUUUGUUGAACAUCGUAAUUAUUACCAUGUAUGUAUGUCUUUAUUGAAAAUAGGAAAUAAAUGAUUAUAAGAAUCCAU
Molecule: messenger RNA, 3777 nt
Organism: Owenia fusiformis
Lineage: Eukaryota; Metazoa; Annelida; Polychaeta; Sabellida; Oweniidae
Source: the annotation of a GenBank genome assembly